Molecule: messenger RNA, 646 nt
Organism: Amoebophrya sp. A120
Lineage: Eukaryota; Dinophyceae; Syndiniales; Amoebophryaceae
Source: the annotation of a GenBank genome assembly
CUUCCAGCCAGUUACUUGGGAUGCACAGCCUGCCUGCAGGAGCUACGCGACGAAUGCACGCGGAACGCCGGCCAGCUUGGCCGUCCGGAUAAGUUUUACAGGUGACGACGACGGCGGGCCGCGCGGAGUUUUCCGACAACCCUCUGGCGCAAGAGCAGAGUCCGACGCAUGCGAUGUCCUUGGGCCCGUUCUUUACCGCGCGAGUUUUCCAGGACCGACGCGGCUUGUUGUUUCAAGUUCUGGAGGCCGCCCGCGACAUCCAGGGGAAAGCAUACGCCGUCGAGUGGCAAGGACGUGGCAACCCGCGCCGCCGCAUCGUCUGGAGAAGCGGCAGCAACUACAGGGCGUUCGAGCAGCUCGACAAGGAAACCCGGGCGCGAAUUUCCGACCUGAAUCCGGGCGCGUGGCGCCAUUCCCUUCGCCGAUGGGCGCGGCCGCUCCGAUACUAGCCCGCAAAUAGCGCCGCCCGUUCUCGUCCUCCGCGGCCAGGAACCUGGGAAGCCGCUGCAGGCCUUCGGACUUGCAACCGUCCGGGGUCGGAGGCGUUGCGCGCCCGAUGCUUUAGCGUGCGCCCGCCCCGUAUCUGUUUGCCCACGCGUGGCGACGCCACCCCGCUCGGCCCCUUUGCCAGCGCGGAAGCCCACCC